UAUUCGUUGUCGUGCUUGAAAGGACUGAAGUCUUGCAGCGGUUCAGACUUGAGGAACGGCAACUUACGAUGGCGAGAACUCUUCAUAUGUUUGCUCUUUGCUCUUCCCGGUUCUCUGGACGGAGGCAGCCACUGCGGGGUUGAGCUCACCGCCGACUCAUUUCCCCCCUCCACAACCGGACGAGCCCGGCCGCCAACUCAUGCGAGGGUAGCUCGGAUAUUCAAGGACGUUUUCUUUAAAAAAAAAAAAAACAAAAAAAAAAAAACCCACAGCUUUACUUUGGCCUUUUUUUCUCGGUCGAUUGAGGAAAUCCAACGUGUGGGUACCUCCGGCGCAAUGAUGUGGGCAGAUUUUGUAAACACGAACAGAAACGGCGGUUGAUAUCUUGGUAAGGCUGCUGAUGAUGUUUCCCUCCGUGUCAUCUUUACGUGUCGCACCCCUUCCUCUGCCGAGGGGCCGAGCAAACGCAAAGGAAACCAGUCGCUGACUUCGGUGCGUCCCUGUCAGUUAUGGCAUCGUUUCCCGACCUGAGCGAGUCGCAGGGUGCUUGAAGGGAACCCGGAGGAAAGGAGACACCCCCAAAACCCGGUGAAAAAGGCCCAUGAACUGUGAAUUAAUGAGUGCUGGAGCGCGGUGAAGCCAGCGGUGCAUCAGAGCUGUGCAUCAGGUCCAGGAACCAUCAAUGUGGACUUCAGCUGGUGAUUUGACGAAUCACAUAUAGGAGCACCCGGAGUCUCUCCUUUCCCCUCUCCCCCUCCCUUCCCUCUGUCCCUCCCUCCCUUGUUCCCUUGUCAAUCUUCUCCCUGAUCCCCUUUUUCCCCCUUCUCCAAAAUUCACCAUGCUUAUCAAGGAGUACCGCAUCCCCAUGCCCAUGAGUGUGGAAGAGUACCGCAUCGCCCAGCUCUAUAUGAUUCAGAAAAAGAGCAGAGAAGAAAGCUGUGGUGAAGGUAGUGGGGUGGAGAUCCUAGAGAAUAAACCCUACACAGAUGGACCGGGUGGGACAGGCCAGUACACCCACAAGGUCUACCACAUUGGCAUGCACAUUCCCAGCUGGUUCCGCUCCAUCUUGCCCAAAGCAGCGCUGAGGGUUGAGGAGGAGUCCUGGAAUGCCUAUCCUUACACUCGGACUAGAUACACCUGUCCCUUUGUGGAGAAGUUCUCCAUUGACAUUGAGACCUACUACAAACCUGACACUGGAAAUCAAGCUGAAGUCUUCAACAUGUCGGUAGCAGAGAAGAGACAGAGGACCAUUGAUCCAAUCGACAUUGUGACAGAUCCCAUCCCCCCUCAUGAGUACAAAGCAGAAGAAGAUCCAAGGCUUUACAAGUCAGUGAAGACCCAGAGGGGUCCUCUGCAGGACGACUGGAUAGAAGAGUACAACAAUAACCCAGGGAAGACCCCCAUUAUGUGUGCCUACAAACUCUGCAAGGUGGAGUUCCGUUACUGGGGCAUGCAGUCUAAGAUUGAACGCUUCAUUCAUGAUGUUGGCCUGAGGAAGGUGAUGGUGCGUGCCCACCGGCAGGCCUGGUGCUGGCAGGAUGAAUGGUAUGGUCUGACCAUAGAGGACAUCAGGCAGCUGGAGCUGGAGACCCAGCUGGCCCUGGCCAGGAAGAUGGCCCAGUUUAGCCAGGCAGAGGAGGCUACCGAGGCCAACGGUGGCGCUCCGUCUCCAGACAAAGAUCAGGAGGUUAAAGAGGCCAUCAGCUCUAUUGAAGCUGAGGAAGUGGUCGCCAGCUCAGGAGGAGACACUCUCCAGCCACGAGGUGUACUCACCAAGCAGUGGUCCACAUCCUCCCGAUCCUCCCGCUCAUCCAAGAGAGGAGUGAGCCCGUCACGUCACAGCAUCUCAGAGUGGAGGAUGCAGAGCAUAGCGCGAGACUCAGACGACAGCUCCGAUGAGGAGUUCUUCGAUGCUCAUGAAGAUUUCUCUGACGGUGAAGAGGUCUUCCCGAAGGAAAUUGCUAAAUGGAACUCCAACGACCUCAUGGACAAGAUUGAAGCCGCAGACACGGAGGAGACUCCCGGUGAGCUGUUCAAGGAAAUGACCGUGGAUUAUGAAAGAGCGGCCAGUGAGGAAAGACUAGAUGAGAUACGAGAAUCUCUUAGUGGCCAAGCUGAUAGCUCUCCUAUUCCCACCAUCAUGGUAACAAGGCACCAGUCAGAGAGCUCGUCCCAACAGUGUCUGCAGCCUUCCAAGAUCCAUGUGCUGAUCUUGGUCCUGCAUGGAGGGAACAUCCUGGACACAGGCGGUGGAGACCAGAACAGCAAGCAGGCCGACGUCAACACGAUUAGCACGGCUUUUGACACAGUCAUGCGUGUUCACUACCCUGCUGCUCUGGGACGCAUCGCCAUCCGCUUGGUGCCCUGCCCUGCCAUCUGUGCUGAGGCCUUCUCCCUAGUGUCCAACCUGAACCCUUACAGCUACGAUGAGGGUUGUCUGUCCAGCAGUCAGGAUCACAUCCCGCUGGCAGCUCUGCCCCUGCUGGCCACCUCAGCUCCACAGUACCAGGAAGCUGUGGCCACCGUCAUCGUCCGAGCUAAUCAGGUGUACGCUGAGUUCAUAAAGUCUCUGGAUGGGGCUGCCUUCUCUGGCCAGGUUUGCCUCAUCGGGGAUUGUGUGGGAGGAAUCUUGGGAUUUGAUGUUCUGUGCAGCAGCAAUCAGACAGUAAACGAAAGCCAGAACAGCAGUCGCAGGGGCAGCGUCAUCAGUGUGCAGGACCAGGACCUGCUCUCUCCUGGCAUCAUCGUCAACAGCGGACAUGGAUCAGCGUCUCCAACCUUGGAGGGCAGCCGUCACCUCAGCCGCAGUAACAUCGACAUCCCUCGUGCCGGCGCUGGUGACGACACCAAGAGACAAUUGCCACGCAAGAGAAGCGACUCCUCCACCUACGAGAUGGACACAAUAAAACAACACCAGGCUUUCCUGUCCAGCUUACACUCCAGUGUCCUGCGGAACGACGCAGCCUCACGCAGGUCAAGCAGCAGCACUAUGCUGGAUGGAGGCUCCCUAGGGAAGUUUGACUUUGAGGUGUCAGACUUUUUCCUCUUUGGCUCUCCUUUGGGAUUGGUACUGGCCCUCAGAAAGACUGUCAUUCCUAUGUUGGACGUGGCCCAGCUGAGGCCUGCCUGUCAGCAGGUGUAUAACCUGUUCCACCCGGCCGAUCCCUCUGCCUCCCGCCUGGAGCCUCUACUGGAGAGGAAAUUUCAUCUCCUCCCUCCCUUCAACGUGCCCCGCUACCAGCGGUUCCCCCUGGGAGAUGGAAACUCUGCCCUACUGGUGGAGACAGUCCAGAGCAACGCUCAGCUGCUACUUGACAGCGGGCCUCCUCUGUUCCUUCGCUGUCAGGAGACCAUCAGUGAGACCUGCAUCCCUGUACCUGUGCUAAACUGGCAGGAGGGCUCCUUCAAAGCCACACCCACCACUAUGGAGUCGGAUGUUGUUCAGUCUCAUGGUGGUGUCUUCAUGGACAGUUCGUACCCCUCAUCCCCCGUAACGGGCCCCCUCUCCCGGGGCCAGCGGAGGGCCAGUGAGGUCAGCAUUGCCAGCCAGGUCUCAGGAAUGGCAGACAGUUACACUGCCACCAACAUAGCCAACACCAAAUCAUGCCAGGUUAACCAAUCCAAAACGUUCAGUUUUUUGUCCCAACUGGCCCUAUCAUCACAAAACAAAUACUUCCUGAGAAGUCCUCCUAAGUCCCGUAAGAAAGCAGAGGCUUACCAGGCUGCAGGAUCUCCUGAUGCAUCUCCUGAUGCAGAUCUAGCAUCAGAGCUGGAUGGUGACGCAGACUCUAGUGAAGGUCUGAGUCCCACUGACCAGUACGACAACUGCCUGUCGGCGGGGCUGGACUGUGCUAUAUCUGAUCUGGUCUCACUGGACUCCCAGGCUGAAGUGGAGCAAGUUGCAGCACGUUGGUGGGGCACAAAGCGGCUGGAUUUUGCCCUGUACUGCCCCGAUGCUCUGACCGCUUUCCCCACAGUGGCUCUACCACACCUCUUCCACGCAUCAUACUGGGAGUCUACUGAUGUUGUGUCUUUUCUCCUGAGGCAGGUCAUGAGGCACGAAAACUCAAGUAUUCUGGAGCUCGACGGGAAAGAAGUGUCUGAAUUCACCCCUUCUAAACCUCGAGAAAAGUGGCUGCGCAAGAGGACUCAUGUUAAGAUCAGGAAUGUGACCGCCAACCACCGGGUGAACGAUGCCGUGUUCACUGAGGACAGCCAGCAGCUUGUGACAGGUCGCUUCAUGUACGGCCCUCUGGACAUGGUCACUUUGGCUGGAGAGAAGGUUGACCUCCACGUCAUGACCCAGCCUCCAUCAGGAGAAUGGGUUUACUUCAACACAGAGGUGACCAACAGUAGCGGACGAGUGUCUUUUGUCAUCCCAGAGGACAGGCGUCUGGGCAUCGGAGUUUACCCGGUUAAAAUGGUCGUCAGGGGUGACCACACAUUUGCAGACAGCUACCUGACAGUUAUUCCACGUGGCACAGAGUUUGUGGUGUUCAGCAUCGAUGGCUCGUUCGCUGCCAGUGUGUCGAUCAUGGGCAGUGAUCCUAAAGUGCGGGCUGGAGCCGUGGACGUUGUCAGACACUGGCAGGAUUUAGGCUAUCUGAUCAUUUACGUGACCGGACGUCCAGACAUGCAGAAGCAGCGGGUGGUGGCCUGGCUGUCUCAGCACAACUUCCCUCAUGGCAUUGUUUCCUUCUGUGACGGCCUGGUGCACGACCCGCUCAGACACAAGGCCAACUUCCUCAAGUCCCUUACAGAGGCUCACAUGAAGAUUUUCGCUGGCUAUGGAUCAACCAAAGACAUCUCAGUCUACACCUCCAUUGGCCUCCCUCCUUCCCAAAUAUAUAUCGUUGGGAGACCCUCUAAGAAGAUGCAGCACCAGUGUCAGUUCAUCACAGACGGUUACGCAGCUCAUUUGUCCCAGCUGGAGUACAACCACCGUUCUCGGCCCGCCAAGUCCAGCAGUGCACGCAUGGUGCUUCGCAAAGGCAGCUUCGGCCUGGGCGCAAACAGCGACUUCCUGAGGAAGAGGAACCAUCUGUUGCGCACCAUCUCCUCCCAGCCGGCCCCGAGCUCCCCGACAGGCAGCAUCCACAACAGACCUGAGCGCACACAGAGCCAGUCGGACAGCGAGCGUCUGGAACGGGAGCGUCUGGAGCGAGCUCACAGCCACAGCCAGGGAGCGACGCAGCGCAGCAUGAGCAUCACAGCGAGCUGCUGGGGCCGCAGCAGCAGCACCAAGCUGGAACCAGGACUUUUCAGCCCAAAAUGAGAUUACAGAGACAAUGUGAGACAGCCUUCGGGAGAGUGACUUACAGAGACAAAUGACAUAAAGAUAAAGAGUGAAAAACAGCUGGCUCGCACCAGAUGGGUAAAUACUACAAGGAAAAUCAGGUGCUACAAACCACUCUUUAUAAAACUAGCCAGUCACACUCCACACAUAUAAUCAUGGACAGAUUCUGUGGCUAUAUUCAUUUUAAAAACAGGCAUUUCAAAAAGCGUUCCCUGAAAAUGGGAAAAUGCACACAACCAGAUUUAGCUCAUAUUGUAGGGAUCCAGACUGUUUCUACUGUUUAGUAAAUCUCUAUCAAUCUUGAAUACAAGGUCAGUUUUCCUCCAACAGGCUUUUAGAUUGGAGACAGUUACACAUAAAAGCACCCACCUGCUGAAUUCUGCAGCAAACAAACACAAAGUAGUUACAGACAGCUUGAGCUGCUCUGUAACUGACUAAUGUGGCCAAUGCAAGCACAACAUUUGCUACGGAGACAACUUUGUGUACAGUAGUUUUAAAGCUAUGUCCUUUUUAAUGUGAUGAUCAGGGAUGUUCUGGUCUGAGAGUGAAGCUGAGAAUCAGGUGAAACUGGACUAAAUGUGUCUCUACAUAGAAGUAGUCACAAAACCACACUUAAUCAGCGUCCGAAUCAUUUAUGAGAACGUUGUUCUACGAGACAUUAUCUGAUCAAGAGCUACAACAGUAUAGAUUAAAAGUCAGCCACACGGUCCAGGUUUGCUUGUUUUCCACUCGGCCCUCAGGCACAAAGAAUCAUCCAAACAUCACAUGAAGCAAACUGCGAAUUUUCCCUUUAAACUACGGUUGCAGCUGAAACUGUUCCUGUGCUUUUAUAGCAUUUCACCACAUCGCACCAUACUGUGCUGCUGAAAAAAGUAACUCAGCUACGGGGAAAACUGCUACUGCUGUACAGUUAAUGUGCCAAAGUAAACAGUAUAGAAUGAUAUGCUGUAAAUGAACAGAGAGGAAAAGAAAAAGAAAGAUCUCCUGUGUAAAAAAAAAAAAUGGAAUAGAUUGUGUAAGUAUGUAGUUGAAUGCCUUAACAAGGCUUGUACAUAAUUGUUACAUUACAGUGCAGAUCUGGUAUCUGGUCCACCGAAGACCAGUUUCAAGUGUCUUCUUUACUCUGGGGGUAAACACCAACUCAUUCAGGAUAUACUUUAUUGAUUGAUGAUGAUAAUAAUUGUUAUUUAAAACUAUAGAACUUUUAGAAAUGUACUGAUUUUGUGAACAAAGCGUGUUUUAAGAUUACUUUAGCUACGUUGUUUUUUUGUUUUUUUUUCUUCAAACUUCAGUUGCAGCAGCCAAAACUCAGAGGUCUUUGCCUGGCACAGUAUUGUAUUUUUAUUAUUUUAUCUUGCAGAUCACCAGAGUUGUAUCAACAGAACUGCUAUCUUGUGUCAUAUAUUGUAUGUUUGUUAUUAACUAUUUUGGAAAAUUUGGGAUAUAGCUUCUCUUUGGUUAUCCCUAAGCUGUAAAUGAGGCGUUGAAUGUGCUCAUAGAUAAUCCUCCUUAGGUUAAGGUCUCUUUCUCUGUUCUGCUGCGCCUUUAGAGGAAGAAAAUGUGCAAAUUGUAAAUUCUGUACAAUAUGCUGUCGAAAGUAGGAACACAUAGUUAAGACUUACUUUACGCCACCGGCCAUUUAUUUCUAAAAAUGGGUGAAAUUUUGUGUUUAUUUGUCCCUCUAAUAGACGUGUACAGAGCUGACUGCAAUGGACCAAUAUGGGCUCAAAUGUAAGGGGAAACGUGCAAUAUUAGUUAGCCGUACCACCAGAUCAAACGGACUGUUGAGGAAGCGUCACAGUGCAAUGACAAUCAGUUGAUCGGACACACAUUCUACAGACGUCAAACUGCAGAAGGUUUCUCCACGUGUUUCCCAGGUACACGUUUAACAAAGGUUUCUCACAUUCAAGUGCCACUGACCUGAUAAUGGUUUGGAAUAUUACAGUUUCCUCCGGUGGAAAGAUCCUCAGUCUUGGUUUCAACGUUGAAAAGUCAGUUGCCAGAAUAUCUGGUCCACCUUGCUGAAAAUAAUGCAGUUCAAUAAACCAUCCUGGCAAUAAAACUUGGUGAAGGAUAUAAUGUUCGGUUUCUGUCUGUAGAGAGAUUCAGAUGAAUGGUCGUUCUGGAGGCUGCAGUUUGUGGUGCUGUUGAAUUGUAUUGUGUUACGCUGAGAUGUGUUUCGAAUAUUUCAUUGAGAGUAGAAGACAUUAUCGGACAUCCUAGUUCAAAAAAGCUGUUACGUCUUAAUCAGGGCAGUUUCUUGUCAUCCUGCUGAAGGAGGGUGUAACUCAGAAACACUGUACUACUGUCUCUCUGCAUUUUGACUGUCAAGAUUCGGUUUGAACUCCUCUAGGAGUUGCUGGGUAAAGAAUGGCUGUUUGUACAUUUAUAGAAAUGAAGAAGAAAAUGACAGGCGAUGCUGGAAACUCAUGUUACGCUGGCAACUACUGAACCAUAUUCCCUGGUCUGAAUUGGCUGGAUAUUAAAAUCCAGAGAAUGUAAAAGAUGAAGCGGUGAUCUGUGAAGUUUGGAUACCUCUGGGCAGACAAUCGCUUCUGCUACUGACACACAUUACCAGAGGCCUUACACUUGCUUUGUCUGCCUUACAUUGACCAUUGUGUUGCAAGGCCUAGAAUGAACACUGCUCACACCCCAACUGACUUCAUGGAGAGGGAUAGACUGUUGACUUUGUGGAAAUAGGAAGAGGCCAUAUUUCUUUAAAAGCUUUGGUGCAUUUUACCUGUAAAGGAGAAAUACAAAGGAGAACUCUGUUUGACAUUUUUCACCAACAUUAGGCAACCCAUCGCUGUGUCAAGCUCUGCUCCCCGGGUACUGCAAUGUCAUGACUUUUUCAUCAACAGUUAGCAUUUAUAGGUCGUGUAUAUAAACCAGAAAUGGGUGAAUCAUGCUUGGAAAAUAUUUUAAUUGUACAGGGUGUGUAUCUUGUAGGUUUUGGAUAAUGUCAUUUUAUCCAUUCCCUUGUGUUUUUAUGUACAGUGUAUAAAGAAUAUAUAAAGAACAACUAAGAAA
Molecule: messenger RNA, 8326 nt
Organism: Amphiprion ocellaris (clown anemonefish)
Lineage: Eukaryota; Metazoa; Chordata; Actinopteri; Pomacentridae
Product: membrane-associated phosphatidylinositol transfer protein 2-like
Exons: 27
Coding region: 839-5275 (1478 amino acids)
Biological process (GO): phospholipid transport
Cellular component (GO): cytoplasm
Molecular function (GO): phosphatidylinositol binding; metal ion binding; phosphatidylinositol transfer activity
Source: RefSeq, a predicted model, not a curated record